This is a messenger RNA of Heterostelium album PN500, 498 nucleotides long. RefSeq lists its product as uncharacterized. The transcript has 3 exons. The record is from RefSeq and is a predicted model, not a curated record. Lineage: Eukaryota; Evosea; Eumycetozoa; Acytosteliales; Acytosteliaceae. Bases 1 to 498 code for a protein of 165 amino acids.
AUGUCAAACAACAAUAAUAAUUCAACACAUAAAUUAGUAAAUCUACCACAUAUUUUAUUAUCAAUUAUUGUUGAUAAUUUAACAGAUAAUAUCGAUAAGAUUUGUUUUAGUUUAGUUUGUAAAAGAUGGUUUGAAAAUAGAAAUAGAUAUCUAUUGUUUGAUACAAAUACUUUAUAUUGUAUCGAUAAACAUAGUUCAAAAAUCACUUUGAAUUCAUAUAGAUCUUUAAUAUUGCUCAACCAAAAGAGAGAAUGUAGCAUGUUAGUCAAUUCAGAAAAAGCCUAUUCUGGUCUUUACGAUCAUAUAAUAGAUUAUGAUUCAAUUGAAAGUAUAGAUGAAAUCGAUCCAAACAUAGUAAGGGUAGCAUUAAGAUUAAAAAGAUCCUUUGGAGCAGAUUACAAUAAGCUAUUUACUCGACUUUAUGAAUUGAUCAGUAAAUCUAAUUAUCAGGCAAGUAUUGGAGCCUGGAGUAUUACCAACAUCAUUAAAGAUUCUUAG